AUGUUCGGAAGACAGAUCUUUCUGGAGCCAGUGGACGAUCGGAGGGAACAAUGGAGACGCAACGAAUGCCUCCGACAACUGUUAGCUACCCGAGCCACUCGAGGACCAUCGUUUGCCCAGUUGACAAGAGCUCCUUUAAGAAACGACGGAUUGACGUUCGAUGUCAAUUUUAUCGUUCUCGAAGACACUGGCUGCGUUCGACCAACCGAUCUGUGUCUCAGACCGCCUCGAACAAGCGCGUCUAGCCAAUAUUUACUGGAAUACAUAAGGCAGAUGGAAGAAAGGUAUGUGGCGAUGGAGCGAGAAUUGACGAGAACCAAAAUGCUGCUUCCCAUAAUAACGCGCAACCAGUCAGCUGCGCAUCAAACGUCCGCCGGUGGGAUUGCGCCGGGGAACCACAGGGAAACCGUUCAUCCGUACGACCCUCGGAAUCAGGACAGAAGUAACGUUCCCUUAAGGAAAAAGCAUCACGCGAAAAAAAGUAGAGACUCCAGUGGGAGACACCUGGACUACCCGAGUUGGACGAAACGCAACAGCUUCUUUCAGGCGAAUAACGGUAAUACCGAUACAACCGGGAAGAACCGCGAAGCGACGAGAACGACCGAGAACCCUUUGAUCCCGCAGAAACCAGAAGCUUCCACGAGAAACACGUUGAUGGAAGCUUGCCAAAGAUCCGACAAGAAACACGAGCCGGAAACGUUGCGCUGUAUUGACUUCGAUGUCAAACACGAGGAUCAUAAGCAGACCAGCUUCACGGUAAACGCGCCGAUAUUGCAGUCAACAAUGGGAUGGAAACCGCACCAGGACAAUGCCGGCCGGAAGGAGCAAGGAUCGAGCAGCGCCGAUCCGGUGGAGGAUCGGGCGACUAAGCGAAUCAAGUUCUUCGAAAGCGCGUUCACCAGAUGCGAGCAGAAUCCGCGAGUUCAACGCGCGUUCGAGGAUAAUCGGGGUCGUCCGAGCAAUCGGCUCGGGAAACUGCAACAAGAGGGGACCCGUUUCGUCGACGACCAGCCGAGGAAUCUAGCGAAACUGAUUCAGAGGAAUCCUCGGGGGUGGAAGAAAAUGCCGGCGCCUCGGAGCAACGUGCACACCGCUCGCUCCCCCAUCGUGCAACCUGCGAUCGCGAAUCCUCUGUUGGACCCGAACGGAAUGACCAUUCGACUGCUACGAUUAGCGGUGUUGCUUUACGCCCCAGCACUGAUGCCUGCUUUGAACCUGCUGAUCGCUCGACAGAGCAGUCAAACGACGAUCCCGAUACCUUACUUCGAAGGGUCGAACGAUCUCCUAACUCAACUUCUACGGACCCUCAGCAAUCAGCAAUCCGUCCCGAAUUUGUCCUACGCGAGUCCUCGCGAGGAGAUUUCAGACAUCCUGAAUUCAUCGAAUCCACCGCGACCGAACCUAGAACUAUCGCAGACUGUCUCCAGGCAACCCGAAGACGACACCGAUAGCGAACACCCGGAGGCCAGCGUACGCGAAAAAAACUCGUCUUUCAAGAAACCCUUGGAAUAACAAACUCG
This is a messenger RNA of Nomia melanderi (Alkali bee), 1520 nucleotides long. RefSeq lists its product as uncharacterized. The record is from RefSeq and is a predicted model, not a curated record. Lineage: Eukaryota; Metazoa; Arthropoda; Insecta; Hymenoptera; Halictidae.